CAUCUACAACUAUCUUACAUUGAGUCCUCUAUAAGUAAAUCAUUCGAAUUAUGACCAAGAGAUUGACCGAGAACGCGUCAAGGCCUCAUUGGCCGAUAUACGCCACCUUUCCUGGGUCUUUCAGCCUCGUUGGCAUCCCAAAGCCUCAGCACUUCUCCCACUCGAACACCCCGCCUUUUACUUCUAUCCUGACAGAAAUUCAUUAGAUUCAUUGUCUUCAUUCAAACUUGCAAUGUCUGACAAGUUGAAGUGCUCGGCCGCGUUCCCCACAGUCCCAUCAUAUCCAGAUAUCUCUGGUAUCGGGGUGGUGCUAGGCUACGCGAUAACCGGUUUCCUCGUGGUUGGCGUCCUUACUGUCUAUUAUAUCUUCGCCUUUCGACCGGAGCUGGAUCCAUUCAGAAAGGAAGAUAAGCCUUCUGAAAGUGAAGAAGAGACCCCUUUUCGGCCGAAUCCUAUAGACAACUUGAUAUGCCAAUCACUGGAAAAGAUUCGAAUACGGGCCUCCAAAUCGAAAGGAAUCAAUCAGCGUCUCGAGACGGCCUUGGCUAAGUUUGUCCUCAGCAUGAGCGACCUUCAGAUAAUGAACGGACUGUCUAUCUUGAUCACUGGAUAA
Molecule: messenger RNA, 613 nt
Organism: Penicilliopsis zonata CBS 506.65
Lineage: Eukaryota; Fungi; Ascomycota; Eurotiomycetes; Eurotiales; Aspergillaceae
Exons: 3
Coding region: 233-613 (126 amino acids)
Source: RefSeq, a predicted model, not a curated record